AUGGAAGCAAUAACAAUUCCAUCGCCCACUGCCUUUCUUGCUGCAUCACCCGACGCCAAACCCGCCCCGGAACCACCACCGCCAAAGCGCAAACCUACAGCUCCCACUUCAACCAAAGCCGCUGCUGCAAUCAAGAAGAAGACGGGUGCAGUGAAGCCUAAACAGUCCAAGAGUCGCAAUGGAUGUAUAACGUGCAAAGCAAAACGAUUAAAAUGCGACGAAACGAAACCGACAUGUCAGCAGUGUCACAAGAGGGGUGUUCCAUGCGGCGGAUACAAAAAGGACUUCAAAUGGAGGCCAUUCGAAGAGACAACUUUUGCAAACAAGGUGGUGCCGCCAGCCAAAUCAAAAAGAGAUUCUAUGGUAUCAGAGAAACCACCCGAUCCUCCAGGUACAGCUGCAGCUACAGUUACGAGCCCUCCAUCCGAUACAUCUUCACCAGCUGGCGACGAGCCCGAGGCGGAAGCAGAUAUCUCCAUGCAAGAUUCCUUUUUCCACGCCGCAGCGCCGAGUCCUUCAUCUUUCCCACCCCUAUCGGAUAUACAGUUUGACCACUCACCCAUGUUCGAUAUGAGUACUCCUCCAUACCUGCGAGAAUUACCUAGACCGAGAUUUGAGGCGGAUACGGUUACCAAGAGCUUGAGUAGCUUGUUUGAAGAUGCAAAUGGGGGUCCGUCGAAUACGAGUUCAAGGCCCAGUUUCUCAGGACAGUCUCCGAGACUAAUAGACCUGCUUAUCCCAGGCUCGGAGCUGAAUGCGAGGCCGGGGAGUGUUAGUAUGCCUCCUAUGAGUAUAGCAACCAGUAUGACUAUGUCGCCUAUGAUGGAUCACCAUUUUCUACCGCAGAUGGAUAUGCCGAAUGAUUCUAUAUUGGAUGAGGAUGUAGAGGAGAUUAUACGACCACAAAUGUCAGAUGCGGAUAUGUGGAUGUCCCUGAGGGGUCAGCAUUCACGGUCUUCGACUGCGUCUCCCACCAUGACGAGAGACGAUCCGUUCAACAAGAUAUAUCGACAACCAGAGGUCCAAGCUGGGAGUCCAGAAAUGCUGAUGCUUCGAUUCGACAAGCAGACGUGUGGAAUCCUUUCCGUGAAAGACGGCCCUACUGAGAACCCCUGGCGAACAUUAAUCUGGCCUCUUGCUCGCGAUUCUCCAGCAUUAUACCAUGCAAUAGCAUCCAUGACCGCCUUCCACACCUCAAAAGAACGCCCCGCUCUUCGCGUCGACGGGAUGGAACAUAUGAGACGCAGCAUUCGAUCCCUCGCAACGGGCAUCGAGAAGAUGCGUACUGACACCGCGCUGGCCACAACCCUGGUCCUCGCUUUCUCCGAGUCCUGGGACCAACACAUCAGUACGGGCAUCGAGCACUUACGAGGGGCCAAAAUCUUGGUCAAUCAAGCUUUAACUGCCCACAAGAAACGCAACGUCUCAGGCGAUGAAUUUGCGCGUCUGAGAUUCCUGUGUAACACGUGGGUAUACAUGGACGUAAUAGCACGUCUGACAUCCGUAGAUGACGACGAGUACAGCGAUUUUGACCACAUCCUCCCCGCGCUUAACACCUUUACUCCUAAUACCGAGAUCGAUCCCUUGAUGGGCUGUGCAGCUACUCUAUUCCCGCUCAUCGGCCGCGCAGCAAAUUUGUGCCGGAAGGUGCGAAAAGUUGAGACAAAUUCGAUACAAUUAAUUAGCCAAGCUAUCGAGUUGAAAGAAGCCAUCGAACAAUGGUCUCCUCCCCCUGGCUCGGCUUUCGAACGACCGGAAGAUCCAACGAGUGAGAUCCAACAUGCCUUACAAACUGCCGAGGCGUAUCGGUACGCUACGCUGUUGUAUCUUCAUCAAGCAGUCCCUGAGAUCCCUUCUUUCACAUCUGCGCAACUCGCCAAGAAAGUCCUGGUAUAUCUAGCCACAGUUCCGCUGAGUAGUAGACUAGUGAUUGUGCAGAUAUAUCCGCUGCUUGCCGCUGGGUGCGAAGCAUGGGAUAGCGAGGAUAGACAAUGGGUCGAGGAGAGGUGGGGUAGUAUGGUGUCCAGGAUGUGGAUUGGGAAUAUCGAUCGGUGUUUUGAGGUCAUGCAAGAGGUGUGGUCUCGACGAGACAACGAUGCUGCUGAAAAGGCCGAGAAGGAGAAUUCUAGGAGGGGUGGUGUGAGAAUGGUGCAUAGUGAAAGUAGUAAGAGGAAGUUUGAGGAAGAGCUUGCGUUGGAUGAUAUGUUCAGCUUUUCAGAUAUGUUGAACGCAAACUCAACCGGAAGCUCAGGGGACCGCCAGAAACGUAGGAACACUUUAGGCAGCAUAGGAGGAGGGAAAAAGAGGAUGGAGCCGGCAACUGAGGAGAUGGAUCCAGAGCUUACGGUUAGAGGACGUAUGCACUGGGUUGGUGUUAUGAAGGAUUGGGAGUGGGAGAGUGCCGGUGCGGGCGCAGGCCGAGAAGAGCUGGGGAUGAGGGUCGAUGUUGUAGAGAGAUUUGAAUUUGAUGCAUUUGCGUGGUUUGGUGCGGAUAUAGACGUAGAUGAUUGCCCGGGUUUGGAUUUGGGUGCUGGUUGA
Messenger RNA from Lachnellula hyalina, 2538 nucleotides. Its product is annotated as Beauvericin cluster-specific repressor. Gene Ontology annotation, molecular function: transcription cis-regulatory region binding; zinc ion binding; DNA-binding transcription factor activity, RNA polymerase II-specific. NCBI's taxonomy places the organism in Eukaryota, Fungi, Ascomycota, Leotiomycetes, Helotiales, Lachnaceae. Gene Ontology annotation, cellular component: nucleus. Gene Ontology annotation, biological process: positive regulation of transcription by RNA polymerase II. Bases 1 to 2538 code for a protein of 845 amino acids. The transcript has 4 exons. The record is from RefSeq and is a predicted model, not a curated record.